This is a messenger RNA of Somion occarium, 944 nucleotides long. Lineage: Eukaryota; Fungi; Basidiomycota; Agaricomycetes; Polyporales; Cerrenaceae. The record is from the annotation of a GenBank genome assembly.
GUGGUGUAGCCAAAUUCCAACUUAUUAAUUGGAACGUCGGCAGAUAUUUGGCAUCGCUUGCAAAAGUGCAGCUUGAACGGCUGUGACAUCCCGUGCACGCGGCGUGACACCACGCGUUUGUCUACUGCCAUCUGUCACGCUCCUGCUCUUUCACUACUCCCCUAGCAACUCAUUAUUGACUAAAUCAUGUCCUCGACUGCCACAAAGCGCAAAUCAACAGCAGGAGCGGGGGUAGCAUCGAAGAAAGCACGUACAGACAACAGCCAUGAAGCCGCUCGGGCCCUUGUCUCCGAAAUCCUUGCAAACCCUGACGCAUAUGCUAUCCCCGAACGCGACGAGGACGUUAGAAAGAUAUUAAUAGAACUUGCAGAGUAUGCGCGGGCGUUGGAGGGGCAAAAUGCCUCAGGCUCCGCCGGUGCACCUCCCAAGUCGAAGGAACAACUUGAGGAAGCGGCGGAGAAGAUACGUAGAGCGGCGCAUGCAGGUAUCAAGAAACAAAUGAGUUGGAAACCGUCAUGUAAGACUGGCGGUGCCAAGUGGUCCUACGACGGAAUAUGCCCUGACCCAAAUGUUUUUGGCGUCCUCAUGGGUUUAGAUGGCCCUCCUACGUGGAAGAUGAAGAAGUUCACUGUCAACGAGUUUGACGAACUCAUGGGAGAAAUUACUUCUUCAGCCAGGUACUCGGAACUUAGACUUACCGGCACGAAUGUCAAUGCGCGCUGGUCAGACACAGGAGAAUUCAAGUUCAGUGGUACCUAUGGCGUUUGAAGUGUGUUCUUGUCGACUGGGUGUGAUAUUGCAUGCUUGUGCUAUAAUGUGGACCCCUUCAUAAUAUCAAUACAUAAGUACUCUUUCGUGAUACCGUAUUGUAUGCGUUCUAAUUGCCAUAUGUACUUACCUUCGUCUCGUCCCAAUACGCUUUGUGUUGUACCAUGAUUCAUCUU